Molecule: messenger RNA, 693 nt
Organism: Protopolystoma xenopodis
Lineage: Eukaryota; Metazoa; Platyhelminthes; Monogenea; Polystomatidea; Polystomatidae
Source: the annotation of a GenBank genome assembly
AGUUAUUUAAAAUGUAUUUAUGCCGCUCAUUUUGUCUUUAUGUCGUCCGGUGUCUCAAGGGUCGUUGUUCCUGCCCCUGAUUUCCUAGUCGUUAAGGCUCAAAAAAAAUAUGCGAGCCCUUCCCCGAAUAAAAUUUCGACAGUUUUGACUAAUGUACAAAGAAGAAACGUCCAAACUCUUGCUCCGUCUGCGUGCAGGGAUUUAACCGUUUUUCAGAUGGCUGCACAGGGUGAACUAAUUAUGCUUCAAUCAAAGCUCGGGACGCCCGGGUUCUUUGUAGACACUCAGGAUGCAAAUGGUUUUACUCCAUAUUUGUGGGCCUGUGCUAAUGGUCAAAAGGCAGCGGUCGAGCUACUCCUCUACCAUGGGGCCGAUCCUAUGCUUACAGGUGACAAUGGGGAAAACGGGCUUCUUUUGGCUGCAAGCAGAGGCCACUACGACGUUGCGCUCUACCUUCUGCGAGCCGGUAUUCCCGUGGAUGUAUCCGACGAAUUGUGCAACACUGCUCUGAUGUUCGCUACGUCAGCCAACCACAUUGCCAUCGUUUCCUUGCUUCUUGAAUGGGGUGCUGAUUUGACGUUGCAAAAUGCCGAAGGAUGGACAGCUUAUGACUUUGCAGUGAAACGCGGAUCUCGAGCAAGCCAAAGAGUAAUAGAGAAACAUAUUAUCAAUAUCCUACAGGGGAAGCCAUAA